Verticillium alfalfae VaMs.102 is the source of this 1206-nucleotide messenger RNA. RefSeq names its product thiamine transporter. Gene Ontology annotation, biological process: nucleobase transport; transmembrane transport. NCBI's taxonomy places the organism in Eukaryota, Fungi, Ascomycota, Sordariomycetes, Glomerellales, Plectosphaerellaceae. The record is from RefSeq and is a predicted model, not a curated record. The transcript has 2 exons. Gene Ontology annotation, molecular function: nucleobase transmembrane transporter activity. Bases 1 to 1191 code for a protein of 396 amino acids. Gene Ontology annotation, cellular component: plasma membrane.
AUGGUCACUCGUGACUUCAUCGGAUUUCUGCUGUUCCACCUCAUCUCGGUGCCUUUCUUGCUCAUCCGCCCUGAAAAUUCGAAGCCCUAUGUCAUCACUGCGAACGUGAUCGUCCUCAUCGUUAUGCUGGCUAUCACCAUCUGGGCCGGCGUAAACGGUGGGACUGGACCCCUUUUCGCAUCGGGCGCUCGCCAGCCUGGCGUUCUCUCCACCGGCUGGGCCUGGGUCUAUGGUAUUAUCAGCAAUCUUGGCGUCAUCUCUGCCGGCAUCGUCAACCAAAGCGAUUUCACCCGCUUCGCCCGCCGACAGGGCCUUCAAGUUCCCGGCAUGGCCUUUUCCCUGCUGGUUCCGGGAAUGAUUGUCCCCAUAUUUGCCAUCAUCACGGCCUCGGCGUCCAUGUCCAUUUGGGGGCUCGAGGAACCUUUCUGGAACCCACUCUCAGUCAUCCUGCAAUGGCUCAUCGACGACUACUCGCCCGGCGCCCGUGCCGCAGCGUUCUUCUGUUCGCUGGGCUUCGUGAUCGGUCAGAUCGCCGAGAACAUCAUGGGUAACUCGUUCGCUGCGGGUAUGGAUCUCGCCGGCCUCUUCCCCAAGUUCCUGACCAUCAAGCGCGGUGCCCUCCUAAGCGCGCUGCUGUCCUGGGCCGUGCAGCCCUGGGAGUUCUACAACACGGCCUCCGUCUUCGUCGCCGUUGCAGCUUCUUUUUCCGUCUUUCUUGGACCCCUGACGGGCAUCAUGAUCGUCGACUACUUCGUCGUUCGCCGGCAGCGCGUCGAGCUCAGCCAGCUCUACACAGGCUCAAGCGACGGAAGUUAUUGGUACACAUGGGGCAUUCACUGGCGUGCGCUCGCCGCGUGGGUCAUCUGCUUUGUGCCUGCCAUGCCGGGCAUGGUAGCCAACGUCAACCCGAGCGUCACCGUGUCGGAUGGCCUGCAAAAGUACUUCCUCGGCAACUAUCUUUUCGGGUUCGCCGAAGCUGCUGUGCUGUACACGGUGCUGUGUCUCAUAUCGAAGCCGAAGAAUGCGGGCAUGCAGGACAGUGUUGACAUGUAUGGCACGUUUGACGAGAACCAGGCGAGGGUCAAGGGUGUGGUGCCUUUUGAGCGAGUGAAGGAUGCGGAUAUCCCUGGCGAGGAACCAGCGAGAGAAAUUGUUGAGGAUCAGAAGAAGAUGCGGAACUUGAGGGAGUGAUACGAUGAGUCUAUU